Contarinia nasturtii (swede midge) is the source of this 4870-nucleotide messenger RNA. RefSeq lists its product as uncharacterized. The record is from RefSeq and is a predicted model, not a curated record. The transcript has 9 exons. The coding region runs from base 811 to 3204 and encodes 797 amino acids. NCBI's taxonomy places the organism in Eukaryota, Metazoa, Arthropoda, Insecta, Diptera, Cecidomyiidae.
UUCACGACGGUUGUGUAUUUUAUAGUUAAAGACAAAAAAUAAUAUAUAUUUUUUGUUAUACCAUUUUCAUAUCGCUGAGCAGCGAUUUUUUUCGUUUGAAAUUGUAAUUUUCCUCAGCAUUUACAAAAAAGAAAAAAAAAUCCAAAGAAAAUCAAAACCAUCGUGUUUAUUUUAAAUAAUUAUAAAGUGAUCAAUAUUCUCACGCGACAAAUAAACAAACAACUCUCAAAGCAAGACACGUAUAAAUCGAAAUUAAUUGCAUGACAAAACGAACAAAAGACAACAGAGUCAAAUCAAAAGAGUGUGUGGUCCAGUGUGGAAAAUAUAGCGACGUACGGGAACGACGGAAAGAGAGGGAGUGACAGCGGGAAAAAAACGAGAGUAAAUCAUUAUAACGUUUCAAGAGGUGUGAAAGUGAAGGUUUCCUGUUCGUAAUUCCAAUAAAAAAAACACAGACAUUGUCGAUCGAGAGAGUUUAAGAAACAUCCAUCGAAAUAAUCAAAAACGUAACUAUUUCGAAAAUAAACGCGUACAAAUCGAAAUAUAAAUUAAUAGCAAUAACACAACGACAAAAAGACACACAAAAAAAAACGAUUCGUAAAUAUCAACUGAAUUGAAAGAAGAAAAAAAAAACAGUAAAAAGAGAGAAACGAAAAAAGAACAUAGCUUGAGAGCUAAACAAAGCAAACAAAGCACCCAGAUUAAACAAAUCGUCGUAAUAAUCGACAUCCAAUAAAUAAUCAAAUAAAUUGAAAAUUCGCCGGGGCGAUAUCGGGAAAUAGUGUUUCGCGCGCCUUUGCUUAAGCAAAGAUGAAGGCCUUAAUGGCCAUCGGUUUGUUUGUGUGUGUAUGGUUUUGUGCAUUUCAUAGUAGUGUAUUUGUGGUCUGCACGCCACCAGUUCGACCGGGCACAUCGGGCAAUCCAUCACCGAGAUUGCCACGAACCAGCGCUAGUCAAUUAUCACAGCUAAACAAUGGCACCGGCACGAAAUCACCAUCCACACGAAACGCUCAAAUUCAACGCAAUGGAAAUUUACGCAUCAGAGAACAACAAUUGCUGAAUGUAUUCGAGGUGGUUGUGUCAACGCUGGAAGGAAAGCUACAGCGCAUCGAUAAUUUGGAUAAAGCCGUUGAACAUUUGAUGCGUCGUGUCGAACAGCUUGAUAAUCGAGUUGGUGAUAAUAUUCACAAAACUGACUCAGUCAUAUCAAAACUUCGAAAUUUGGACAAUAAAAUCUCCAUGGACACAAAUUCAAAUGAUGAUGUGUCAAAUGUAGGUGCUGGCGGCAGUCGAGGGAAUGGUAGUGUUGGUGGUGCAAACAGUAAAUUUAAAAUAUCGGCAAAUGUUCUUGAUUCUCGUUUGGUGGCGCUUGAUCGUAAGGUGAGCGACAUCGAUGUGAAAUUGGAAGGAUUAAAAAGUCAAAUUGAUAAUAAUUUCUUGGCCGUCGACGACAUUGGUGCUGAGGCAAGUGAAAAGAAACCGAUCAGUAUGAAUGUAUUGGAAAUAACAAAAAAUAUGAAUGCCGAAGUGAUAAAUCAUGUGUCAAAUGAAUUAGGUGAUUUGCGUUCGACCACAGAAAGUAUGGAUAAAAAAUUACAAUUUCACAUAAAUAUUGUGUCAGAGAAUAUUGGACGUGUGCUUAAAAUGAUUGGUGAUAUUCAUGAAGCUGUUGUUGAUCAUCACGUUGAUCCUCAUUAUUAUCAACAUAAUGCAACCACAACACAAGCGCCAAUAAUAAAAUCGAGUAAAAUCGAUGCGCUUGUCAAGCAAAUAAAGCCAAUAAUGAGUGUUUCGGAGAAAAUGGAUGAAGUUUGGGAUGUGGUGGUUGGUACAAAAACAUCGGUUGAUGAUUUAGUGCCAAAAAGUGAUGAACUAUUGACACAAACACAACGACAAGAACGUGCAAUCGGUGAAAUUCAUCAAGAUUUAAAGACAAAGGCCAAUUUAAUUAUAAACAAUUUGAAUGUGGUGGAAAAACGAUUGAAGAAACAAGAGAAUGACGUUGCCGCACUCGCUCAGCGUCCCGUUCCAGCCGAACUUCUGAUGGAUCCAACCAUCGAUCGUCUUGUUGAAUAUGAUCCGAACAGAUAUUCAUUGAUCGAAGAAUUCACGGAACCGGCACCAAUUCAAACGACAACCGCAUCUGUGGCCGCUCAAACAUCAUCAUCACCAUCAAAUCAAACAACAUCCACAUCAACAUCGACCAGCAACGUUCAAAAUACCGUUCAAUCAAAUACGAUACCAACGAGCGCAUUUAAUGUGAGCACAAACAAAGCAACAUCCCGGAAAGGUGGUAUUAUAUUCCCAAGCGUGAAAAACAAACCAUCUGUCGGCAAUUCAACAUUUACCACUGACAUUUUAAGCUUCAAAGAUGUUAAGGGUUUCUCGUGCGUUGACUUGCAGAAUGCUGGAAUGCGCCAAUCGGGCGUUUAUUAUUUGCAAAUUCGUGGAACAACAUAUUGGUUUUUGAAAGUCUAUUGCGAACAGGAUAUUGCUGAUGGCGGUUGGACGGUAAUUCAACGGCGUGAUGACUUUGGCGAACCGCGUGAAAAUUUCAAUCGUGAUUGGUCCGAUUAUAAAAACGGUUUCGGUGAUCCGGCCAAAGAAUUUUGGCUGGGCAACGAAAACAUUUAUAUGCUUACCAACAAUGAAGACUAUUCGCUGAGAGUCGAACUUGAAGAUUUCGAAGGCAACAAACGUUAUGCUCAAUAUUCACACUUCAAAAUCUAUUCGGAGGCCGAUUACUAUAAACUCGAAAUUGAUGGAUACGAAGGUAAUGCUGGCGAUUCAUUGAACGAUCCAUGGUAUGGUUCGAAUAAUAGCCCAUUCUCAACGUAUAAUCGCGACAACGAUCGAAGCUCAUUGAAUUGUGCCAGCAUGCUCAAGGGUGGCUGGUGGUGGAAAUCAUGCGGUCGCGGUUUGAAUGGUUUGUAUUUGCAUGAUCCGCAAGAUUUGACCGCACGUCAAGGUAUCGUAUGGUUCCGUUGGCGCGGCUGGGAUUAUACAUUGAAAAAAGCCACAAUGAUGAUUCGGCCUAAAGGCUUAGGUUCAGGUGCCACUGCACCAUUGCCAUCAAGUUCAUCAUCUUCAUCGCAAUCAGCUGCAGCAUCUUCUUCGUCUUCUUCUGCAUCUUCUUCAUCAUCGUCUGGAUCUGCCAGUCAACAGUCAUCCACGACAACGGUAUUCGUGUCAGCGACGACAUGAGCUGCACACGAAUAAGUCUUUAAAAAACAAACACAAACAAACACACACACAAACACAAAAACAUUGAUCCAUUGAUCCUACUAUAGUCUUUCUUCACGAUAUAAAAAAAAAAUAAAUGGGCAAACUUUUGUUAAAUGACUGAACGCCGAUUUGUUGGCGUGCGUUUAACAAAUGUUUGUCGAUUUUGUAUUUUAGUUAAUUUAUGUAGCAAAAGAGACCCUCUUCCCUAUAUGAGUCAUACAAGAUCCAUUCAACAAAAUGUGCUCGAAUUUCUCCAAAUCAGAGAAAUCCACCAAAUACCUAGUUAUUCCUUUUACAUACACACACAUACAUGCUGCAAUACCCUUUACCUGAAUAUACAAAACACCCCCCACCCACAACAAUAACUAUAUAUUACAACGUGAAAAUAAAAGAAGAACAAUGAACCAACCAACUAUUUAAUAAGUUAAUUUAAAAGAAAGAACAAGAAAAAAUGAAUUAAAAAAAGCGAAACUCGAAAAACGACAAACAUCACAAACAGAAUGGCAUCAUCUUUGAUUAGAACUGAAUUUUUAAGUGAUGCAUAAUGUUUGUUGCUAUCAGUAAACCAAUUCUCGUUUCAGUCUUAGAUGAAACACAACAUUUCAAAAUUAAAAUUCCAUACACGUAUGCACACAUUUUUCGGUCGCAAAAUGUAAGAACAAAAGUGAAAUACUUUUGAACAAAAAAAAAAUCCGUCCGUUUAAUCUUCCGAGACACGGUGUGAGCGUGAAGAUGGUCACCAACAAAAAAGGUUCGCACAUAAAAUAAGAUAAAUUUCGUACAAACACUGAUUACACCAGGCUCUCUAUCAAUUUCGAUUAAUUCUCUUUUCCCCAAUUGUGUUCUUCGUCAUGUUCGGCUGAUUUUUUUUAGUUUGUCGCCUAAAAGAAGCUGACGAACAUCUCUGUGUAUGUUUCAAUGUUGUUCUUUGAUUUCAGUCUUGCCAAAAAUAUGUUUCGCUGAAAAUGAAAAUGUCUUAAGAGAUCUCACCUCCUAUUUGCUCCAACGUAAAUUUUCUAGAGCGAAAAGAGCAUCUAGCAAACAUAGCUGAUAUUUUAGUGACUCGUGAAACGGCGACCAAAAUACAGUUCUAUGCGAAUCUUUUUUGGCCGUGCGCCUUCAGGUGACCAUAAUAUCAGCGCAAGCAGGGUGGUAAAAUUCCUUGAGUCAUUUUCUUCAGCUAUACAUAGUCAAUUUAUUGUCGCAAAUUUUCGAUCGAAAAUUUGAUAAAUGUAACGAAAAAUUAUACACACCCGAAAUAAACUCCUCGUCCCCUUUCACACCUGUGAAAAACUGAAAAUGACACGGAACUUAUUCAAACCGUUCUUUCACUCUCAAUUCCGGAGAAACAUUUCGAGUGCAACGAAAAUAUACGAGACGUGAAAUCAUUAAGUCCAUUGACCCAUUCCCAUGAAGGUGUGUCGCUUUUUUUUCGGAGAGCUUGCAAGAGCUUUUCCCUAAGAUUUUGUGCAAAAGACAAAAACCAUCAACAACAGCAAACAAAAAUACGAGAAAAAAAACCGAUUAUGAAGAAAUUUGCCUAAUUGUACUCAUUCACGUCAUGUAAAUUAUUUUAUUCAUUAUUCAUUAGAUAAAUUUAGAUUUUAAACGAGAAAAAAGAGCGAACUUGUUCAGAUGAAUAAAC